UGUGGAAGUACAAAGGGGGGUGUUUGAUAGUCUGUUAGAAGGUAGCCGACAUGUAUACAGAGGUAACAAUUACCAUCUGGUUACCUGCCACCUUGUUGCUAUAUUUUGUGCUGGAAAAGGGGUAAAAGCUAGUACUUGAGUAACACUGAAAUGUAACUGACCUGUCUUGCUUUUACCCUGCACACUUUAUGCUGCAAAGGAGAACAUUUUUGCUUGUUAAUAAAUUGUUAUUGACCUAAACUUGGAAUUACACUUUUACUUUACAAAGGACCAAACUCCUGCACUCAUGAUCACAAUUUCAUUAUUUUGUAUCACAGUAAUGGUUUUGGUGAGAUCCCAAUUUGAUUGCCUCGGCUGUUGCCACAAGAGGCAAGCCUAAUAGAACCCAAGUGUAGCCUGGAAUUGAAAAUGUCAGGAGAGACCACAACUGAUCAAUGCAUUAGAUUUUACUUUAAUCAUGUAAAAUUGCAAGACACUUCCUGUAUCUGACGCAGGAAGAAAUUGCUUUGUGCCUUUAAUCAAGUAAAAUUACAACACACUUCCUGUGUCUAACACAGGAAGCAACUGCGUUGUGCCUUUCUGUUACAGAUAACAUUAAAAUGAGUCUUAGCCAGAUAACUAACCAGGCCACAGUAUAGGAGAAUUAAUUUGAGUAAACCAGAUCCUCCAAACAAGGUGCGUUUCCUUGAAGUGUGGCAUCACAGUUCAACAGUUCAUGACUUGCCUUAAUCAGUUAGGCUACCUAAAUUAAGUGUCAUUUCCAGAAAGCUGUUUCUGUUAAUCUCAAGAUAACUACAAAAUGAAGUUUUGAUCUCGAGAUAAUGGGAUUAAAAAGAGCAAGCACAGCCACUCUGUCUUUCUGUAGUCAUGUGUUAUUUGUCACAAGGUUAGAUUUAACUACUGUGAGGAUUGGAUGAGGGUUACAUAUGUCCUUAUGUGUAAUACCAUCAGAUUGAAAGAGGGUGUACUUUCCUUUUCACAUUGCUUUUAUUGGGCCAAGUGAGUCAUUUUGAUUUCAGGUUGUCCUUUUAACUCUGAGCAGUGCUGACAUUAAGACUAAGAAAUGUCUCAGGAACACCUUUUCUUCAGUUUGUACCCCCCUGACACCGUGUCAGUAAUAUUUGAGGCACUGGGUGUCAAAAGCUUUUUUUCAGCCAAUAUCAGAGUUUAAAAGUAUAUGUGCCUCUUGCUUUUUCAUUCUUCUUGAAGGCACAGGAAAAUGACAGUACGAGAGGGACAGAAUGAUUAUUUAAUGUGAGCCUCAUCCACAUUGUUCUCUGAUAGUGGCCUGUUUGUGGGGGCAGGGUGUAUCACCGGCCUGUAUCAAAUUCAGGGUGCGCCUGGUUCAGUUUUUUUCCAGACUUGUGAUUUAAAAUUAACUGCAAAAAAAAAAAAAAAAAACUCUAUUUCUUCACCACAUUUUCAAGAUAAUUAUGUCAUCGGAGGAUUGAGGCAAAAUAAUCAAUGAUGCAAUUAAUUGUGGAUUCUCUGAGCUCACCAAAGACCAUUGCUAGUGGUUGGCCAGAACUGCAGUUGUGACAUCUAGUUUUAAUACUAGAUGUAUUUUGCCCGCUGUGUGUUGGAUGUCUUAUCUGCUGUAAGUAAGUAACUUGUGUGAAAAAACGCUUUUUGUGAUGGAGCCUUAGUUUCAAGUUGUUAAUUUUGCGCGGUAUUGCGUAAAUCAAUUCUGGCCCUAAAUAUGAAUUUAAAAACUUUUUCGGGCGACAAACCGUUCGAAUAAUGUCAAAUAUACAUUAUAAUCGUUGUUUCACGAAAACGAAGUCACGUCGAACACCACACAACACCGAUAGUUUGUCUGUUUUUUCUUAGCUUAUGUGCAUGGAUGUUCAUCAAACUUUAGAGCGAAAAUAACUGGCGCAUAGAUGGAACAUAUAAUAGUCUCUCAUCCAGACAUCAAGGACUUAAACUGUUUUCUCGACAGACGGUCUGAAACUGGGUUUAAUCGCGCAGACUGCACUCUUAUGAUUAACGCUGUUGCUCGAUGUUUUUAAGAAUGGCCUGCAGACAAAUGAUGCUAUGCUAAAGAUUCUCUUUCCAACCGCGUUGCAUCAUACAGCGAAAGAACCAACCGUCCCUUAUGACGUAAUCGGUAUAAGUACUACAAAGCAAGCCGUUAUAUUUAGAUAAUUUUGUGAAGCUGUUUGGAAUUAUAUGAAUUACGCGAGAUCUGGUUAAAUAGAGAAUUAUUGAGUUAACAUCAUGGAUCUUCUGGAUCUGAAAGGCAAGAUUCAGAAAUGAAAACCUGCGGAUGAAAUCUUGUCAUCAGCCAGCUAGACACGGAAGACCUACGAUUAAGAGCCAAGUCAUCCGAAACGGAUCUGGGGCAAAGCUGGGAAGAGCAGCAGUUCCCUGUAAGGAACAUCACACAAGAUGCUGGAGGCCUCCGUUAAAACGAUGGCUGAGAAGGAGCUGGAGGCUAAAAUGGCCAGCAUACCUAAGGGAGAUUUUGACCUGACAUUACUGGUGUCAUCCUCGUCCGACUCGAUCUGAGUGUCCUCCUACAACUUCGGGGAGGGUGAUGUCAUGGCACCCGUGCCCACACCUGCCCUGGCACCUGCUCUGUCACCUACCUCAACACAUUUGAGGAGAUUUGACCAGAUCUACCACCAAACCACCAAAAAUUGCCCAAAAAGUAGGCAAAGUGAGGUCUGCACUCCGUUUUCCCAAGGCCCUGCCCCCUCUCCCAAAGCUGGUCCCCAUCCCACCCUAUCAGUCUAAGCCUAUUCCCCACUUCAGCCUGUCGGACACCUGGCUGAGUCCGGAUUCAGACUGCUCGUUCAGCUCCACCGUUUCGAUGGGGAGCUUAGGGGAGGGCAUCCAAAUGUUCUAGAACUGGAAUCGCCCCAGAGAGCCUCUGUACUACAAGUCACACCUGCAGCCGGUGGCGAGUGCCCAAGCCAUGCUGGAGCGCCACAGGGCACGCCUGUGUGGAGAACAGAACUCCAUACUGCCCCCGCAGGCAGGGACCGAAAUAGACCAGGAGACCCGCAGCAUGCGCCUGUGCAGGGACCAGCACAACAGGCUGCCCAGUCUGGCCAAGGCCAAAGCCAGGCUGGACUGCUACAAGGCGCGUCAGUCUAAAGAGAACGCAGGCGUGCAAAAUAUUGAUGCCGCCAUGGCGAUGGCGGUGGAAGUAAAUGAGCACGAGGAACGCGUGUUAGCCUGGAUAAAGGCAAAGGAUGAGGAGAUGCUCCAAGAGAGGGAGGAGUGGAGGAGAGAGAAGGCAGCUCUGGAGGCCGAGGUCAGGGUGAGGGUGGUAUCGGCAAGGCGGGAAGUGGACCAGAUGGAGAAACAGAGGGAAGAGAUGGAGAAGGGGAUGUGUUUGGAGAGAGAUCUGUGGGCUUGGGAGAGGCAGGAGAAAGAGAGUAUGGAGCUGAAGGAGCAUGAGAUUCAGUCAGAGACAGAAAGGAUACUGGAAAACUGGAAUUGCCCCAGAGAGCCGCAGAACGCACCUGUACUACAAGUCACACCUGCAGCCGGUGGCGAGCGCCGAAAUCAUGCUGGAGCGCCACAGGGCAGGACUGUGUGGAGAACAGAACUCCAUACUGCCCCCGCAGGCAGGGACCGAAAUAGACCAGGAGACCCGCAGCAUGCGCCUGUGCAGGGGCCAGCACAACAGACUGCCCAGUCUGGCCAAGGCCAAAGCCAGGCUGGAGUGCUACAAGGCGCAUCAGUCUAAAGCGCUGAGCUCAAGCCUGCCCCCUCUGGCAGGAUCCGUAAUUGUCCCGGUGAGCUACAGCACGCCCCUGUCCCAGGAGCAGAACCCCGUUUUGUCCCGUCUGCUGAGAGGAAGACCCAAACGGAACACCCACAGUUUCUCCCCAGUCCCAGGAACAAGCAUCAAGCCUGGCCCCUUUGGCAAUAACUGGAAUUGCCCAGGAGAACAACAGCCACAUCCCAAAACCUCACACACUGAAUGGAAGAGUGGGUUUUUUAGCCCAAGAAAGUUAUCUUCAAAAGUAACGCCCUGUACCACUCCGGUGGAGAACUCAGGUGGGUCCAUCCUACCUUGAAUUUGUUAGGCUAUAUUUUUCAAUGUGUUACUCUUUCAGGUCAAAUCAUCUCUUAUUAGUAAAAUAAACCAUCUAUCAUUCUCCUCUAUGUGGGGAGGGUGUUUCCCCCAGACAGGGCCACCAGUAAAUGCAUCUCUAAAAUCGCAUUUCGUUUUGCCUGGGGGAGCAAUAUGGAGAAGCUGAGUCGCUCAAAGACGAUAAGAAUGGGGGCAGGGGGUCCCUGGGAAGAGCUCAGUAUCUCAGGCUGUCGAUUGGGGAGAUUAUUAUGGUGCAGCUUGAUAUCUGGAGCCUGAUCUUUCUUCAUGAGAAUCCAGCGUUGGGGACUAUUAGGUUAUUCUGACUGUACCUCACCAUGCAUUGACGGGCGGAACUCAAUCCGCAGACUGGCUCAACAUCACUCCGAAAUACUGGCCCCGGAACUGCAUAACAUCUGCCUGGUGGUCAUACAGGAGGCAAGACCUGGAACCCCCCCACCCUCGCAGCCCUGCAACAAAGCCAGCAUGCAUUCAAAAAUAUUUUUAAAAAUCAGCAUGAGAAGAAAAAAGACUGCAUGGGGCUCGUCGGGGCAAGGCAUGUAACCUUGUGAAGAAAAGACAAAAGGGGGGCACUCCCAAGCAGCCCAUCAACUCACAGAGCACUCCUGACAGGCAAACCGUCCACCUGCACCUGUCGAAUGCCAAAAACGGAUCGGAGAGCCUCAGGACCCCCCAACAGGUCCAUACCCCAAAACCGCCUCAGAUGGAUGGACCUGUCAAAGGGGGCUGUCCCAUUUCGGCACUGGGACACACGUGUCAGGUCAGUCUAAACAUUCUCAAGAAGAUUUCUUGUCUUUGUGAUCUUAACUUUUCUUAUUAAAAAGGUGAAGAAUCUAAUUACCAUCUUUUCUUCUUGGCCAGAUAAGUAU
Anguilla anguilla (European eel) is the source of this 4938-nucleotide messenger RNA. Its product is annotated as stress response protein nst1-like. NCBI's taxonomy places the organism in Eukaryota, Metazoa, Chordata, Actinopteri, Anguilliformes, Anguillidae. The transcript is spliced from 3 exons. The coding region runs from base 2921 to 3700 and encodes 259 amino acids. The record is from RefSeq and is a predicted model, not a curated record.